GUAAAGUGCAUCUUAUCAUGGAACUCUUCUUUGGAAAGUGAUGAGCUUGCCCACAAAGUGAAAACACAGUGAAAUAAAUAGUUUGGGUUUUUUAUCUAUUGUAAUGCUGCCUUUCUCGAACAGGCACUGCGUCAAGGCUCUUUUUUCCCGGUAAAUGUGAAAUUCAGCCCCUCCUUGGUGAACUGGGCCCAGGCCCCGGGGGAGUAUUGGGUGUCCACGCUUCUUCUUCCCUCCUCCCUUUCCUUAUCUCAUUCUUCUUGCUUUCUAACUUGCUUCAUGGGGUGGAGGGAUCUGCCCCACCAGACAUCCAAGGGCAAAGCGUCAGUUCGCAGUCGUAGUGAGGAGUGACGGCACUCUGAAGUUCACUUUUACCUGCUUUUGGUGUCAUCAGUGUCUGUUUUUGGACUUUGGGAUUUUUCAUAUUUGUUCAGAUUUUAACACACUAAACUAGUUCAUCUAUCCAUAAUGCCGGUCCGGAUCAUGUGCACCAUCUCCUUUUCUGGGGAUGACGAAGGUUAUGGUAAAGACAGUUUUGAUGAUCACUACAAACGCGUUAAUCGGGGUUACGGAGACUCGCAGGAGUAUCUGGACGGUUGUAGUCAUACAGACGACUACGAGGAAGAGGAAGAAAGCCCGGGUGAGGUGGACGACUUGGCAACGUUUUUCAGUGGCUGCUCGCUCCACGGGGCCAACCACGUGUUUGUGGAGAACAAGAAGUUCGGAAUUCGGCAGAGCUUGUGGGCGGUGGUCUUCACCAUGGCAUUGUCCGCCUUCUUGUUCCAGGUUGCCGAUCGGGUCAUCUACUACCUCCAGUAUGACCACAUUACCAUGCUGGACGAGAAGGUAGCCCAAAACAUGACCUUCCCGGCCGUCACCAUUUGCAACUAUAACUUUGUGCGCAAGUCACAAUUAAGCUACAGCGAUCUUAUAUUCAUGGGCCCUCUACUGGGCUUCGAUGAAGGCAUGGCGCCAGGGUUCCCGUUGGCCCCGGAGCCCGACCGCCCGCCUGGCUCUGUUUUUAGUGUAGAUGAGAUUUACAACCGUACACGACACCGCAUUGAAGAUAUUCUGCUGGAGUGCAACUUCAGAGGCUUGGAAUGUGGUCCUGAGAACUUUCGGGAGGUAGGUCUUACUCUCAGAUUUUCUCAGUCUCAGUCAGACGGUUGUUCUCUGGUUUGGGAUUUAACUGCACUUCAGGUAGUCUUCAGUUUAUUAUAAUUAGGGCUGUCGAACGAUUAAAAUUUUUUUAUCGAGUUAAUCACAGCUUAAAAAUGUAUUAAUCGCAAUUAAUUGCAAUUCAAACCAUCUCUAAAA
Messenger RNA from Corythoichthys intestinalis (scribbled pipefish), 1314 nucleotides. RefSeq names its product acid-sensing ion channel 1B-like. Gene Ontology annotation, cellular component: plasma membrane. The transcript has a single exon. The record is from RefSeq and is a predicted model, not a curated record. Lineage: Eukaryota; Metazoa; Chordata; Actinopteri; Syngnathiformes; Syngnathidae. Gene Ontology annotation, biological process: sodium ion transmembrane transport. The coding region runs from base 466 to 1218 and encodes 250 amino acids. Gene Ontology annotation, molecular function: ligand-gated sodium channel activity.